AUGACGUCCCGAAUGUUGCUCCGACCCGCCGUUCUCGCCGCCACUAGACAGGCCUUCCUACAGCGGGCAUUCACCGUCAGCGCCGCCCGCUUCGUCUUCAAGGAGAGCACCUACGCUACCGAGUCGCACGACCCGGAGAGGCACAAGCAGGACCUGCUAGCGAAGCAGAAGGCCGGAACGGCCCACUGGAAGCCCGAGCUGGCUACCGAUAGCGAAGAGGCCGUCAAGGCCGACCGACACGGCGGCGAGGGUAAGGAGGACAUACACACCCUGCAGGAGCGCACCAAGUCCGCCGCCGAGGAGACGAGCAGAGCCGGCACCAGCAUGCGCGAUGGCUUACUCGACUUGAUGGACAGGGACGAUACGGUACAGAAGUGA
Molecule: messenger RNA, 378 nt
Organism: Durotheca rogersii
Lineage: Eukaryota; Fungi; Ascomycota; Sordariomycetes; Xylariales; Xylariaceae
Exons: 3
Coding region: 1-378 (125 amino acids)
Source: RefSeq, a predicted model, not a curated record